This is a messenger RNA of Haemonchus placei, 204 nucleotides long. The record is from the annotation of a GenBank genome assembly. NCBI's taxonomy places the organism in Eukaryota, Metazoa, Nematoda, Chromadorea, Rhabditida, Trichostrongylidae.
AUGACCGCAAAAAUUGUUGGGGCCGAAGACAUGAACUGGCUGAUCAAGUGUUUGUUCUGGCAUCGUUACUGCGUUUGCGGCACUGUCACUGAGAAGAACCACUCCCAAAUUGAAAAAGAAGCUUUUGAACUUGUGUUUGCUGUAAAAAAACCACAAGUACCUGUUUGGAAGAAAAUUUCUCCUGUUAAUCAAUGUCAAUCAUAA